AUAACCUAACCUUGAAAAUUUGACAGCUGUCAAUGUGUACUGCAGUUUGUCAACACUGUUAUUGUACUUGAGUUUUUAUUAAUUGAUUGUGAUCCUGCUAAAGAAAAAUCAUCAGAAAUGACUAUGCGACCAGACGACCACCGCCGAAAAUGGGACAGGGACGAAUACGAGAGGUUAGCCGAGGAGCGCAAGAGGGAAGAAAUCGAGCGCCUCGAAGAAGAAACCAAGAAAAAGAAAGGCCCCCCGGUGAAACGUGAAAUGCUAAAAACCCGAGAGUAUAAAGUAGACCUGGAUUCAAAGCUUGGCAAAAGCAUUGUAAUAAACAAAAACACACCAACAUCACAAUCGGGGGGCUACUACUGCAACGUCUGCGACUGUGUUGUUAAAGAUUCAAUCAACUUUUUGGAUCACAUCAAUGGCAAAAAGCAUCAACGAAACUUGGGAAUGUCGAUGCGGAUCGAACGCAGCAGUCUGGACGCAGUUAAACGAAGGUUUGACCAAAACAAGCGGAAAAUGGAGGAGAAGAAAAAAGAUUACGAUAUGGCAGCUCGCAUGCAGGAAAUUGCCGAAGAAGAGGAAAAGCUACGCGAAUACAGGAGGGAGAAAAGGAAAGAGAAGCGAAAAGCUGAGGAAAUGUUGGAAGAAACAUCUGAACAAGCAAGUGAGCUUGCUAGCAUUAUGGGAUUUGCAGGUUUUGGAUCGUCUAAAAAAAAGUAGCAAAAUGUCUUUCAAUACCUUUAUUACAAUAAUUUAGAUUUGUUGAAGUUUAAAUAAAAAUCAAUAUUAUGCUAACUAGUAAGUGAAGUACAGUUGGAAGAAUCAUUGUGUCAGCCUGUAAAAAAUAAUUGUAAAUGAAAUAAAUGUGAAGGAACAA
Tribolium castaneum (red flour beetle) is the source of this 874-nucleotide messenger RNA. RefSeq lists its product as uncharacterized. The record is from RefSeq and is a predicted model, not a curated record. The coding region runs from base 118 to 717 and encodes 199 amino acids. Gene Ontology annotation, molecular function: nucleic acid binding; zinc ion binding. Gene Ontology annotation, biological process: mRNA splicing, via spliceosome. NCBI's taxonomy places the organism in Eukaryota, Metazoa, Arthropoda, Insecta, Coleoptera, Tenebrionidae. Gene Ontology annotation, cellular component: U4/U6 x U5 tri-snRNP complex; spliceosomal complex. The transcript has a single exon.